UUUUAAUAUACUCUACGUACUUACCAAGUUCAUACAUGAUUAAAAAGGAGAAAAAAAUUCCAGGAGUUCUAGAAGCACACGCUUGGAAUGGUGGGCCCUUCAGUCUCUUUUCCAUCAAGGAAAGUGUACUUUGACAACUAGAUAUAUAAAAUCCCAUCCCAGUAGAGGAGAGAACAAAGUCACAAGCAAACAAUUCUCUCUCUUCAUAUUCAACAAACAAUUCUCUCUCUUCAUAUUCAACCAUAGUAAAACAAACAUGCAAGAAGAAUAUUUAUGCCCCAGCUUUAACAGUUUUGGAUAUUUAUCAGAAAUAGCCGCUAAAGCCUCUGAUGAAUUUCAGGCGGAGGAGAACGAUAGCUUAGACGGCGAGGACGAUUUUGAAUUCUCUUUGGUCUCUGAAAAUCCGGAUACCUCAACCGUGGAAUUCAUCUAUGAUGGUCAAACUAAAUUUCAGCCAAUUUUCCAUGUUUUCAACCGUGAUCUAUUGCUAAACGAUGAAUUGGAUUAUAAGAAAGUGAACGACGAGGCAUCGGAGAAUGUGGAUAGUUCAAUUAGCAUUCCGUUGGAGAAUUUAUUUAUAGACACACGGAAAUCGACGACUUCGUCAACGUCAUCGGAAGCGGAUGAAUUAGAGACGAUACCUCCCGGUACGUAUUGUGUAUGGAAGCCGAAGAUAAGCGAGUCAUCACCGGAAAAAUGUAAGAAGAGUAAAUCAACAGGAUCAGUGUCAAAGCGGUGGCCGAGGAUUCAAGAUUUGUUACGGCGGUGUAAUAGCGACGGAAAGGACAGUAUUAUAUUUCUCACACCGAAAAAGGCAAUUGAAAACGAAACAGGAAGAUCAAAAAAUUCCAAUGCGGUCGCGAAGCUAGCUGGAAACUCGAAGCAGAAGAAAGGAAGUGCCAUCGGAGGAGAGAAAGAGUUACCAGCGGCACUGUAUUACGUACAAAAUAGAGCGGGUAAAGAAGUUGCUAAGAAUAGGAGAAAAUCAUAUUUACCCUACAGGAAAGAACUCAUAGGAUUUUUCGCGAUUGGAUUGAGUAGAAGUAGUCUUCGUGAUUAGCCUUAUAUUGGGGUCUCUAUCUGUUUUGCUUUUGACUACAUAGCUUAAAUUCUAGUGAUACUAUUUUGAAAGUUUGUGCAACAUAGUUUGUGAGAAUUUAGUAGUUUGUCAACUGAUAUAGUAGCAUUAUGGAAUGACUGUGGCAGCCUUGCCUUGCUGCAUUUGUUAGUUUGCUAGUAGUAAUUAAUCAAUUCCAUUAUGCACUUCAUUU
Molecule: messenger RNA, 1271 nt
Organism: Capsicum annuum
Lineage: Eukaryota; Viridiplantae; Streptophyta; Magnoliopsida; Solanales; Solanaceae
Exons: 1
Coding region: 257-1060 (267 amino acids)
Source: RefSeq, a predicted model, not a curated record